Molecule: messenger RNA, 5242 nt
Organism: Platichthys flesus (European flounder)
Lineage: Eukaryota; Metazoa; Chordata; Actinopteri; Pleuronectiformes; Pleuronectidae
Product: astrotactin-2-like
Exons: 23
Coding region: 151-4251 (1366 amino acids)
Biological process (GO): neuron migration; neuron cell-cell adhesion
Molecular function (GO): protein binding
Source: RefSeq, a predicted model, not a curated record
UGUGCGCGCGGAGCCGAGAGAUGUCAUCCUCACUACACCUGUGCUGCCGCCUCCUGGACGGACGCGACUCCUUCGCAGCGACUCAACUCUAAGUGAACGGACGCUGUAUGAGCCCCGCUCAAAGCGAGGGAACCACACACACGGAGCGGGAUGGCGAGGACAGUGCAGCCGCACCUCGGCGCCCUUCUCCCCGCGGUGCUCUUACUAGCGGCCGCCGCGUCCGUCCUGGGGACCAGAGGCGGCGCGGCGCCCGACGACGAGAGGGCGACGAAGGAGAGCGACGCGGAGGCGCCGUGUGAGGUGAAGACCGUCACCGUGUCGACCCUGCCCGUGCUCCGGGAGAACGAGUUCAGCUUCACCGGCGGAGCCUCGGGGAGCGUGGCCGGAGGAGGGGGCGCCGCCGGAGCAGGUGGUGCCGCGGGCGGCGGAGUUGGAACUGGAGGAGGAGGUGCGGGCGCAUCGGGAGGAGGGGGGGAGUCCCGGCUCCUGUUAUUCGUUAGGACGGACCUACCUGGGCGAAUCUCCGUAAUGGAUGAUCUUGACAACACAGCUCUCCCCUACUUCACACUGGAGAUGUCGGGCACGGUCGAGGACAUUUCUCAGGUGCACUGGAAGCAGCAGUGGUUGGAGAAUGGGACGCUGUACUUCCACGUCUCCGUGACCGAGUCCGAGCUCGUGGAUCAGACGACGCACCCAACAGCCCAGGAGCCCGCCCACGUGCUCCAUGAACAUAUGCACCUGCUCCACAUCUCAGUGAUGGGAGGCCUGAUCGCGCUGCUGCUCCUGAUCCUCCUCUUCACCCUCGUGCUGUACACCCGCCACCGCUGGUGCAAGCGCCGCCGCAUCCCCCAGAAGAGCGCCAGCACCGAGGCCACUCACGAGAUCCACUACAUCCCCUCCGUCCUGCUCGGGCCGCAGGGCCGCGACAGCUACCGGGGCUCCCGGAGCGCCCACCAGCACGGCAGCUCCGUCAUCGGCAUGCCCAUCCGCGAGACCCCCAUCCUGGACGACUACGACUGCGACGAGGACGAGCAGGGAGGACACUCGCUGAACUCCACGCCGAACCAGCUCCACAACAAGCUGAGCGACGGGAAGCUGCAGGAGGACUACGGAGUGAACAUUGGCCUCGGGGGACACACAGACACCAUGUGCAAGGAGGACGGGUUCAAGCAUAAUUUUGACAAACGAGCCAUCGACCCAAACACCGAGUCAGUGGAGGAUUUGAUGCAGAGGUUCCAGGACAGUUUCCGUGUUCCCAACACGCCAACAGAUAUGUCCCACUACCAGCAUGUCAUGCACAGCUCGUCAACGGGCCGCCGGAGGGCCCCCAGCAACACCAGGGUAACCGGAGGCGUGUUUGGUCCUCAAGGGGAAUCGGGGUCUGAGCCUGAAGAUGACAGCCAGAUGAAGUUUUACACAGAGCAGCACAGAGGACGGAGACGCGGCAAAGGCAUCCCACACAGUCCUCUAAAUAAGGUCACCCUGACGUUGAUCACCAUCAGCACAUGUGUCAUCGCCAUUGUCUACGCUACGCAGGAUUCCUGCCCCCUCUCUGUCAAGGUUACCCUCCAUGUGCCGGAGCAUUUUGUUGCGGACGGAAGUAGUUUUGUGGUCAGUAUGGGAAGCUUCCUGGACGUUUCUAAUUGGCUGAACCCCGCCAAGCUGACGCUGUACUAUCAGACCAAUUCGUCCACACAGUGGGUGCAGGACUACUGUGGCCAGAGGACGACUGAGCCCUGCGAGCAGAUUUGUGACAAGGAAACAGGAGAAUGCAGCUGUCAUGAGGGUUACUCCCCCGAUCCCGUCCAUAAACACCUCUGCAUCCGCAGCGACUGGGGGCGUAACGAGGGUCCUUGGCCGUAUGCUAACUUGGAGACAGGCUAUGACCUAGUUACCGGAGAGCAGGCCCCGGAGAGGAUCUUCAGAUCGCUCUACAGUCUGGGCCAGGGCCUGUGGCUGCCAGUCAGCAAGAGCUUCGUGGUGCCACCGGUGGAGCUGUCCAUCAACCCCGUCGCCAGCUGCAAGACGGACGUGUUGGUUACCGAGGAUCCGGGGGAGGUCAGGGAAGAGGCUAUGAUGUCCACUUACUUUGAGACAGUCGACGACCUGCUGGCGUCUUUCGGGCCGGUGCGGGACUGCUCCAGGGAGAACGGUGGCUGCAAGAAGAACUUCAAGUGCAUCUCUGACCGACAGCUGGACUCAUCCGGGUGCAUGUGUCCUGAGGGGCUGAGGCCAAUGAAGGAUGGCUCGGGUUGCUAUGACUACUCCAUGGGCAUCGACUGCACCGAUGGCUUCAAUGGAGGCUGCGAACAGCUGUGUCUCCAGCAGCUCGUGGCCCUCGAAGAUGACCCCAGCUCCAGCAACGUGCUCAUGUUUUGCGGGUGUGUUCAGGAGUACAAACUGGCGGGGGAUGGUCGCUCCUGCCUCCUGCAGUCCGAAAACUGUGAGGGGCCGAGAUGCCCAAGGCAGGAUGUCCACUUCAAUGACACCCUGUUCGGUGAGAUGCUGCAUGGAUACAACAACAAAACCCAGCAGGUCAACCUGGGACAGAUAUUCCAGAUGACCUUCAGGGACAACAAUUUCAUUAAGGACUUUCCCCAGCUGGCCGAUGGCCUCAUGGUCAUCCCCUUACCUGUAGAGGAACAAUGUCGAGGGAUCUUGUCGGAGCCCCUGCCCAACCUGCAGCUCCUCUCAGGAGAUGCUCAAUUCAGUGAGGCGGUGGGCUACCCUAUGGUUCAACAGUGGAGAGUCCGCAGCAACCUGUACAAAGUCAAACUCAGCUCCAUCACCUUGUCCACAGGUUUUUCCAAAGUACUGAAGACUUUGUCGGCGGACAGCACACGUGAGGAGCUGCUGGCGUUUCUCCAGGAGUACGGCAGCCACUACGUGUCCGAGGCCCUGUACGGCUCCGAGCUCAGCUGCAGCAUCUACUUCCCCAGCAAGAAGGCCCAGCAGCAGCUCUGGCUGCAGUACCAGAAAGAGGCUACAGACCAAGGCGUUGGAGGAGGUGGGCGUCGAGAGCUGAAGUCGGUACCAUUCAUCAGCUACCUGUCUGCGCUGCAGAAGAGCCAGCUGUUGUCUGACGACAUGGUGAGUGGCGUGGAGAUCCGCUGUGAGGAGAAGGGAAGCUGUCCCAGUGGCUGCCACCUGUGCCAUCACCAGGCCGUGAUGGGAGGAGUGUCGGGGAGGGGCCGCGGUGGCAACAACAGGAGUGGGGAGCAGCCCUCCCCCGUCCCCGUGCUGCUGGAAGUCAGCCGGGUGGUGCCCCUCUACAGUCUUGUACAAGACAACGUCACCAAAGAGGCCUUCAAAGGCGCCACAAUGAGCUCAUACUGGUGUGCUGGAAAGGGCGAUGUCAUUGAUAACUGGUGUCGCUGUGACCUGAGUGCCUUCAGCAAAGAUGGCCUGCCUAACUGCAGUCCCCUCCGGCAGCCGAUUUUUCGCUUAGCCCCUUACCUGGAGCCCUCGAGCACCAUGGUGGCCCUGGAGUGGAUGGAUGUGGAGCCUCUGAUUGGCUGCAAGGUUUCUGACUACAUCAUCCAGCACAAACGAGUGGAGGAUCCCUCGGAGGCAGAGGUCUACACAGGUGAAGUCCUGAGCCUGAUGGACGACCUGUUCUCUGGUCUGGGCUCGGCCUGUGUCGUUGCCGGGAAGAGAAGCGGAGACCAUCCUCACUCCGUGCUAUAUUCAGUGGUCUUCAAGUGCCUGGAGCCCGACAGUCUCUACAAGUUUACUAUCUAUGCAGUGGACAGCCGAGGCAGUCACUCUGAAUCAAGCUUUGUCUCAGUGCGGACGUCCUGUCCGAUGGUGGAUGACAGCCGAGCUGAAGAGAUAGCCGACAAGGUGUACAACUUGUACAACGGCUACACCAGUGGCAAGGAGCAGCAGAUGGCCUACAACACGCUGAUGGAGGUCUCUGCUCCGCUGCUCUACCGAGUCCAGCACCACUACAAUUCUCACUACGAGAAGUUCGGAGACUUUGUGUGGCGGAGCGAGGAUGAGCUGGGCCCCAGAAAAGCCAACCUGAUCCUCCGCAGGGUGGAGAAGAUCAGCCACUACUGCCGGUCCCUCCUGCGCAGCACCCACAUCCAGAGCCGCACCGACACCAUGGCGUACGUCUACUGCCGGAGCGAGGAGGGCCGAGCCGCCAGCACCGCCUGGCAGGGCUCCUUACAUGAGAGUCGCAGCAACUGCAUGGAGAAGCUCAUCUCGGUACAGCGAAACACAUACAGCAGCACCAAACUCCGAUGAGGCCGGCGUCUGGAGACGAGCCGCGUGAUUUACUUUCCUUUUUCUUGCAAGAUGACAUCAUUGAUUGAUGCGUCGCUCCGCUCUGCAGCAGGUGUCUCUCAAGGGACUGGUGCUUUUGGAAAACCCAGGAGAGCCGGGGGGGGGGGAAGAACCUCAGAAUCCACUGGACAUUGUGUUGAAGCUACGGAAAAAACGUUCUGUGGCCUUCUUUUAUUAUAUAUAUCGUACAACAACAACAACAACAACAAAUCUGAUGCGAUCUUAUUUCUCAAAAUGCCAGUGAUUGCACAUAUCAAUGAGAAUCUGCAGUGUGGACAUGUAAAAUAUCAUCCGGCCAAGAGAAGCUGCUUGGCUCAAGUACUUUGAAUGUAAUAUUGUAGUUCCUUUUUUUCGGUGCUUUGAGGCUUACCUGGAACACUUAAGAGAGAAAAAAUAUACGGAGAAGUCAACAGCAUAACUUAUUUGCCUUUACUACCUUCAUUUUGAAAGGAGAAACUCAGCCGUGUUAAAGCCAUUUGGAAAUCACUUACUUGUUUUCGAGUUCUCGUCAAUUAACAAUUGGGGAAAAAAAGGAUCUUCGUGAGUUUCAUAUCGGCAAGUGAGGAGCUUUGUGGUUAGUCUUGUUUUGCAUCAACUGACAUAGCAAGGCUCUGCGUGGCAACAGGAUUGUUUGUCUGACAGUCCGUCGAAAUUAUGCAAAGACAGAGUUGAUGGCUUUGAACACGUCAUGCUCAUUCAUAUCCAGCGCUCAAAUCAAAAAAUCCUCUGUUGUCUGUCUUUUUUUUUUGGAACUACAGACAAAUAAAUACUAAUUUGUAGGAUUCCACAGAAUAAAAACCAGAACAAAAAAAGGGAAAUUAUUUGACCACAAUAAGGUCUUCAGAGUGAAGGGUUUCACUGCAAAACCCAUGUAAUGUGCUUUUAAUCUAAUAAUAAAUUACAACAUGCCAGUUAAAUCAGUUAUUGAGAAGUUGUGCAAAUGAAUAAUAGA